Cicer arietinum (chickpea) is the source of this 2050-nucleotide messenger RNA. RefSeq names its product isoprenylcysteine alpha-carbonyl methylesterase ICME. NCBI's taxonomy places the organism in Eukaryota, Viridiplantae, Streptophyta, Magnoliopsida, Fabales, Fabaceae. The record is from RefSeq and is a predicted model, not a curated record.
GAUUUUCUACUUUGAACCCACUUUAUUCCAUUUUUUAAUUUUUUUUCUUCUCAGUUCCCCUUUCUCUGUCCUCACCAAUUGAUGAUCACCUUCUCUGCCAAAUCCGCCAUCCUCGGUAAAAAAGACAGAAACUUGAUACCAACCCAUCUCAACAUUCGCUCUCUAUUUGCCAAUUGUCUCAUUAUUCCUCCUCCCAAAAAUAUGCCAUCUCACACUCUUCCCAUUACCAAUCUUCAAUUACCAUUAUCUCAUUCUUCUUCAAUGUUGCUUAAACACGACGAUGAUGAAGAUGACCCAUCAACGACUCUCUUACUCUCUUCUUCAUUCAAUGAAAAUAACAAUAACAAAAUCAGGCCUGUUAAGCCUAUUCUAUCAAGGGCUUCAAGCUUCAGCUCCACAAUCAACAACACCAAUAACUCUAUUGCUGGUGGUGUUGCUUCUUUCUAUCAGAAAAGGCGUAGGCGUGUUGCUAGUGAUGAUUCACUUUCUUCUGUUUCCAAUGCUACUUCCAGUAGAUCUUCAUUUGGUCGUGAUGUUAGACAUGUUGCUUCUGAAACUUUUCUCUUGACUCGCCUUGGAUUGAAGAUGUUGACUUACCUUGGGGUAGGCUAUAAAUGGAUUACAAGAUUUCUUGCCCUCGGUUGUUAUGCGUUACUGCUUUUACCAGGCUUUAUUCAAGUUGGAUAUCAGUAUUACUUCUCUAGUCAAAUACGCAGAAGUAUAGUUUACGGUGAUAAACCACGAAAUAGGCUUGACUUGUAUUUGCCUAAAAAUUGCGACGAGCCAAAACCAGUUGUUGCUUUCAUUACUGGUGGAGCCUGGAUUAUUGGUUACAAAGCAUGGGGUUCUCUUUUAGGUCAACAGCUUUCGGAGAGAGAUAUCAUUGUGGCAUGCAUAGAUUACAGAAAUUUUCCUCAGGCAACCAUCAGUGAUAUGAUAGCCGAUGCUUCCGAAGGUAUCUCAUUUGUGUGCAACAAUAUUGCAGAAUAUGGAGGUGACCCUAACAGAAUUUACCUAAUGGGGCAGUCAGCCGGGGCACAUAUUGCAGCAUGUACAAUCGUGGAGCAUGCAAUCAAAGAGGCCGGUGAAGGAGAGAGUACUUCUUGGAGUCUUUCUCAGAUUAAGGCUUAUUUUGGUUUAUCUGGAGGGUAUAAUUUGUUUAACCUAAUAGAUCACUUUCACAGUAGAGGCCUCUAUCGUUCCAUCUUUUUAAGCAUAAUGGAAGGGGAGGAAUCAUUACGGCGAUUUUCUCCUGAAGUAAUGGUUCAAGAUCCAAACUUUGGAAAUGCUGUUUCUCUACUACCUCCUAUAGUUCUUUUUCACGGCACCGGAGAUUAUUCCAUACCGUCAGAUGCCAGCACAUCAUUUGCUGAGACUCUUAAAAGAGUUGGAGUUAAAGCUGAAGCAAUUUUAUAUGAAGGGAAGACUCAUACAGAUGUGUUCCUACAGGAUCCUAUGAGGGGUGGAAAAGACGAUAUGUUUGAUGAUUUAGUAGCAUAUAUCCAUGCCGAUGAUGCCGAGGCUCUUUCCAGAGACGGAACAGCCCCUCUAAGGAGGCGCCUUGUACCCGAAUUCAUGAUAAAAUUGGCUCGUACUGUCAGUCCUUUCUAGCCAACAAACCGAAUCAAUUAACAAUCAUAUAUAGUUGAUUUUAUUCUUUUUUGCUUUGUAAAUAACCAUUAUGGCCUGCUAGAUUAUUUAUCAACUUGAUAGGUUUAGAAGACUCUCCACUACUAGAACCAAAAUCUUCGGUUAUUGCGAAAACUUGUGUCUGAUCUCUGAAGACCUAUUAUUAUUUAUGGAAGCACCGAUGUCGAUGCUAUUUGUAAUAUUGACCAUAGGAUCAUACUGGUUAGCUUUAGUUAAUGAAAAGUUGUUACAAUUUUGGUUUAGAAAUCUUAUGUAAUGUAAGACUGUAACACUUAGCUCAUGUAUUUUAAGUUCAUUAUGUUCUACUUUGUUUCCAUUGUUAAAAUUAGCCAAGAAUAUUGCAAACAGUGAUAUUUGAUUCCGCUUGAUUAUAUCUAUUACAUGAAUUGAUUCCUGAGUA